GCAUCCCUCUCCUCCAGUGGGUGGGCGUAUUUUUCUCCUCCACACCGUGUCACCGCUCUGUCCGGUCACUCUGGUCUGGACAGACGGAUACUCGCAGACGCUGCGCGCUGGAAAUAAUAAUGUCCCAUUUAUCUUUUUAAGUUUUACUGGAGAAGGACUGCAAGAUGCUGCUGCUGCUGCUGACUUUACUUAUAUGCACCAGCCCGAGAGUACUGGGGCGACUGGAGGAAUCCCAGUUUGCAGAUGACAUUGAUUCCGACCUCGCAGACUUUGAUUUAGGCAUUGCGCCACGCAGGGUCCCGCGGCAGGUGAAAACUAUACUAGCCAAGGAGACUAAACCGCACAUCCAGGAACUCUCCAUCAAGACCACCAUAAUCUCCCGCUACGCCUUCACCGCGGUGUACUGCGCCAUGCUCAACCGGCACUCCGCCGCUGCCGAGGGCGUCUUCCAGUUUCAGAUCCCCGCGGGAGCCUACGUCUCCAACUUCACCAUGAUCAUUGGAGGGCGAGUCUACCAGAGCGAGGUCAUACCGAAGGAAAAGAGGGUCAAGCAGGACAACGGCAAAGCCAAGAACAAAGAUUCAGGUGCUGCAAGUCCUGAGCCGGAGGUGGAGGUGUUCAGGAUGGCGGCCAGCAUCCCGGGUCGGAACCGAGCCGUGUUCCUGCUGACCUAUGAGCAGCUUCUGCAGCGGCGCCUGGGACGCUACGAACACGUCACCAGCCUGCGGCCGCUGCAGCUAGUCAGCCGCCUCAGCCUGGACGUCACCAUCGCUGACCACUCGCCCAUCACGGACCUCCAGGUGCUGCCGCUCCGCAGCAACAGGAGCACCAACACUGCAACUGGGCCUAAUGCACCCAAAACACCAGCCAAGCCCGAGCCUCCCAUCACCACUGUGAUCAAAAACGAAAAGAACGUCUGCAAGAUCACCUUUGGCCCCAACAUCGUCCAACAGGCCAAGAUCACCACCAACGGCAUCCUGGGAGACUUUGUGAUCCGCUACGAUGUGCAGAGAGACAUGGGGAUAGGAGACAUUCAGGUUUUAAACGGACAUUUCGUCCACUACUUUGCCCCCAAAGACCUGCCAGUUGUGCCCAAGAAUGUGGUGUUUGUGAUCGACACCAGCGCCUCCAUGGUGGGGACAAAGAUCAGACAGACUAAAGACGCUCUGUUCACCAUUCUGAGGGAUCUGCGACCCGGCGAUCGCUUUAACUUGGUCAGCUUCUCCAAUAGGAUCAAAGUUUGGCAGCCCAACCGUCUCGUACCGGUGACGCCCCUUAACGUCAGAGAUGCCAAGAAGUUUAUUUACAUGCUGGUGCCCACUGGAGGCACAAAUAUCGAUGAUGCCAUCCAGACUGGCUCCUCUCUGCUUCGUGAUUACCUCUCGAGCCCCGACGCCAGCCCGAACAGCGUCUCCCUUAUUAUUUUCCUGACGGAUGGGCGGCCCACGGUCGGGGUGACACAGUCCAAUUCGAUCCUGGGGAACACUCGCUCAGCCGUGCAGGAGAAGUUCUGCAUCUUCACCAUCGGGCUUGGGAACGACGUGGAUUACCGGCUGCUGGAGCGCAUGGCUCUGGAAAACUGUGGGAUGAUGAGACGCAUCCACGAGGAGGCCGACGCCAGCGCUAUGCUCAAAGGGUUCUACGAUGAGAUAGGAACUCCUCUGCUGUCUGACAUAAGGAUCAACUACACCGAGGACUCCGUCCAGUACGUCACUCAGCAUCUGUUCACCAACUACUUCAACGGCUCCGAGAUCGUCAUCGCCGGCAAGCUGACCAACAACAGUGCAGAAUCCCUCCACGUCCAGGUCACAGCCAGCAACAGCGACAGGAGCAUCGUCCUGGAGACCGACGUUCCACUGCGGCACCGACAGCUAGAGACUGAGAAACACGUGAAAGCAGCCACCGCAGCAAUGGCUGCUGGAGCCAAGACUCCAGGGUCAGGGGUCGCACAGGGAUUAGGAGAUGCUUUGGGUUCCAUAGCGGAAGACUUUGUGGAACGCGUGUGGGGUUUCCUGAGCGUCAAGGACGGGCUACGGUCGCGGCUGCGCAGCCAAACCAGCAAGGAGAGGGAAGAACACAUCCAGCAGGCCACUAAUCUGUCUCUGACCUACCACUUCCUCACCCCCCUCACCAACCUGGUGGUGGAGAAGCCAGAGGUCCUGGCUGACGGCACCAUGGCCACGGCGCCCACCAUCCCCCCAUCAGCUGGUGAGGCUGUCUCAACUGCCAAUGAGCUGCCAGGCGACACAGAGGACGGAAAGCCACAGAAACCCAACGAGAAGCCAGGCAGCCAGACUUCAUCUCUGAGCAACAAGAUUGGUAAAGUUGAGAGACGACCAGCCAAGAAAUCCAUCACCGUCUCCAAAACAUCAGCGGAUGGUGACCCCCACUUUGUGGUGGAGUUCCCACUCAGUAAACUGACCGUGUGCUUCAACAUCAACGGGGAGCCUGGACACAUCCUGGGCCUGGUGUCUGACCACAAGUACUCCGGUGUGACAGUAAACGGUAAGCUAAUUGGCGCCCCAGCUCCGCCCGGCAGCCACAAGCAACAGCGUACCUAUUUCAGCACCAUCACCAUCGUGGUGGAUCAGCCCAGACGCGCCUACAUCGAGGUGACACCUAAGAAAGUCAUCCUGGACGGGCGGGACCGAAUGGUGCUGCCCUGCCACUCCACAGUCGCGGUCGACAGCGGCGCUCUGUCGGUGUCCAUUGUGGGAAAGUCUAAUGUGACCGUGACGGUCGGAGGAAACAUCGUGUUUGUGAUCCUGCUGCAUCAGUACAAGAAUCCAGCCCCCUACCAGAGAGACCAUCUGGGGUUCUACAUCGCUGACAGCAAGGGGCUGUCGCACAACUGCCACGGCCUGCUGGGUCAGUUCCUGUAUGAGGAAGUGGGACUGGCAGAGCUUCCUGCACAGGCCGACACAAAGCCGUCGUCUAUCCUGAAAGUGAAGGACCGCUCAGUGCCGGUGGUUCAGAAGAGCAGGAGGAUCUACAGCGGGACUCAGAGCGUGGACUGCUGGUUCGCCCGGAACAAUGCAGCCAAGCUGAUAGACGGACAGUACGAGGACUAUUUGAUGUCACACAUGUUCGACACGGGGGACUGGCCCCACGGGACCAACAGAGUGUGACACCACAAACUGUAGCUGUGGCAUUUAUGUGACUUCACUCAUUUUUACUCUGUAUCCAUAUCACAUCCCAAAUGCCAAACCUUCCAAUGUCAGUUUUUUUUCCCCUGUCUCUUUUAAAUAUAUUUUUUUACUAUUUCUAAUGAAAAUUAAAUGUUUUAAUUAUAUUAUGUGUAUUAUUUUUUACAAUAAUGUUGUAGUUGUAAAUAAAACACCUAAACCCAC
This is a messenger RNA of Perca fluviatilis (European perch), 3350 nucleotides long. RefSeq names its product inter-alpha-trypsin inhibitor heavy chain 5 (gene itih5). NCBI's taxonomy places the organism in Eukaryota, Metazoa, Chordata, Actinopteri, Perciformes, Percidae. Gene Ontology annotation, biological process: hyaluronan metabolic process. Gene Ontology annotation, molecular function: serine-type endopeptidase inhibitor activity. The coding region runs from base 165 to 3128 and encodes 987 amino acids. The record is from RefSeq and is a predicted model, not a curated record. The transcript is spliced from 14 exons.